CUUUUAUUUUGAGCACUCUUCUUAUAAACAAAAUUAACAACUUUCUCCUUCUUUCUCACAUUCUUCCCUUCUUGUUACAAUCGUAAAUCUUUCCUUAUUUCCAACUAUCGAACCAUGGAAAUCGUUCUUGAGCCUCUCGUCUCUGAACUCCUUAGCGGGUUGUUUAAGAUAUUGGGCUCCAGUGAAGUGCGGGACUUUGCCCGGCAACUUGUUGGAAGGGUAGAUUCAGAGAUCAAAGAGCUGGAGAGCAAGUUGCAGAUGGUUGAAGAGCUUCUUGGCAAUGCAGAAGACAGGCAGCUGAGGGAUAAACGAGUCAAAGAGUGGCUUGACAAUCUUCAACAUUGGGCUUAUGAUGCGGAGGACUUACUGGAUGAGUUCGCCUACGAAGCUUUGCGACGCAAACGCAAGGCAGAACACCAGGCUAGCUCCAGCAGAGGAUUUAGCUGUCUUCCUGCUUCUUUCUGUAGUCCUUCGUUCGCUGUCCAGAUGGGGUCCAAGAUCAAAGAAAUCAAUAGUCGGUUGGAAGAACUUCGCCAACAAAGAUCACAUGAACGUCAAUUUCAAGACAUUUCUGGAAUGACACCAACUAACGUAGCUGCACCGCAAAACCGAGAGGAAACUUCAAGCGUCCGACCUGAACAAGGUGUUUAUGGCAGAGAUAAAGAUAAAGCUGAACUACUGAAAAUGGUGAAAAAUGGUGCCAACUUUCAAGUAAUAGCAGUUGUCGGCAUGGGAGGGAUCGGCAAAACAACAAUUGCUCGUGAAGUGUACAAUCACAAGGAGUUGGAAGAUUUCAAGUUUGAGAAAAAAGCGUGGGUGUGUGUUUCAACCACAACCACCUUUGACGUUCUCAACAUCUCAAAGGCACUUCUUGAGCAAUUCUCGUCCUCUGUUUCAAAUAAUUUAGAUAAAGUGCAACGUAAUCUAAAAGAUGAAGUAAGGGGAAAAAAAUUCUUGAUAGUAUUAGAUGAUAUUUGGAUGGUGGAGUACGAUGAAUGGGAAAAGCUCAUGUCUCCUUUCACAGCUGGUGCACCUGGAAGCGUGAUGAUCGUGACAACACGCGAUGCAGAUGUUGCACGAAAAAUAAGAUGCUCUCAUACUUAUCGAUUAAGGCCUUUAUCCAACCAAGCUUGUGAGUCCUUGUUUAAGGAGCAUGCAUUUGGGACUGAUGCAGCUGCUGUUCCUAAUCAAAUUUCGGAUUCAAUUUACAAGAAAGUUGUUGAAAGGUGUUGCGGUCUACCACUGGCAGCAAGGACCCUCGGUAGUCUUCUACGCUUUAAGCCGAGCGAUACAUGGGAUAAUAUAUUGGAAAGCAAAAUAUGGAGUACACCUAAUGAAAGUGAUCACGUUCUCCCAGCAUUAAAGCUAAGCUAUUAUUAUCUUCCUUCCAAUCUAAAAAGAUGUUUUGGCUAUUGCUCAAUUUUUCCUCAGGAUUACGAAUUUGAGGAGAAGGAACUUGCACUUUUAUGGAUUGCUGAAGGUAUUGUUCAACCAUCUGAGAAGCAACUAGACGAGGCAAGUGAGUGUUUUCAUAAAUUAUGUUUAUGGUCGCUUUUCCAACAAUUAAGUAGUGAUAGUUCUAAAUAUGUUAUGCAUGAUCUUGUUCAUGAUCUUGCUCGAUGGGCUUUUGAAGGAAUCGGUUUUAGAUCUGAGCAAAAUAUUGUUGGGCCAUCAAAAAAUUUUGAAAAAGUUCGUCAUUUUACCUAUAAACUUGAUCGUUGCACUAAAAUAAAUAAAUUUAAAGCUUUGGAAAAAGCAAAAAGUCUAAGAACAUUUUUGCACAUGGGACCUCGAUGCCCUGGUUUUAUGAGUGCUAUAGUUAUUUCUGAUUUGUUGCCAAAGUUAAAAAUGUUGAGAGUACUAUCUUUUGAACGAUAUCUAAUCAUUUAUUUACCUGAUUUAAUUGGAGAUAUGAUACAUCUAAGGUAUCUCAACUUCUCUUAUACUAAAAUAAAAAGUUUGCCUGAGUCAACAUGUCAAUUAUUGAACUUGCAAACUUUGCUAUUGAAAGAUUGUUUUUAUCUCAUGAAGUUACCUUCCAAAAUGAGAUAUUUGACUAAUCUUUGUCAUCUUGAUAUAAGUGGUCGAAAUUCAUUGAGAGAGAUGCCAUAUGGAAUGAAAAAGUUGAAAAAUCUUCAAGUGUUGUCUAAUUUUAUUGUGGGAGAGGAUACACGUUCUUAUUUGGAAGAUUUGAGGAGUUUAAGUUUUCUUCGAGAGCUUCACAUUUCAGAAUUACAGAAUGUGACAGAUCUAAAUCACAUACAAGAGCAAAUACUAAGCAAUAAGAGCAAACUAAAAGUGUUGAUACUAGAAUGGAGAGAUCAAGUAAACUCACAGGCAACAGAUGUAGAAAUGAAUCUACUUGACAAGCUAAAGCCUCCCAUCAAUUUAAGAGAACUCACAAUCAGAGGCUAUGGUGGUGAAAGUUUUCCAUCUUGGUUAGCAGAUUUGUCAUGGCUCUCUAAUUUGCGUGUGUUUACUAUUGAAAAAUGUCCCCAACUUAUUGGAGAAGUUCCUAAUUAUUUUUCUUCAUUAGAAAGAUUUGUUAUUAAGGAUUGUCCAAAGUUGGUGGUCUCAUUAUCAAAUUAUCCUAUAGGUUGCAAAUUAGAAAUUGAUGGUUCUAAAGGAACGGUGUGUAAUGAUGGUUCGAUUGAUUUUGAGAAUUUGGAUUCUAAAUAUCUUGCAAAUAUUUCGACAGUUAAAGAUAAAUUAAAGAAAGGUUCUCAAAGAGUAUCUCGUUUGAAGAUUGUUCAUAAUCAAGAGAUUAUAGAAUCAUGGCAAAGUUUGGAAAAUACUAAUUUUCUCUCUAAUAUAAAUUUUCUUGAGAUUAGUGAGUGUCAGAAUCUAAGAUCUAUUGGAAAGGGCAUGCUACCAUCAUCUCUAAAAUGGCUUAGGAUUGAAAGAUGUAGAGAGCUGAAAUUUUUGAAGAAUUUAAGUGUUUGUUCUCUUAUUGAGUCCAUAUAUGUUUAUCAGUGUAAAUCUCUCAAGUGCAUAUCAUUAGAUGGUCCGUUGCCUGAGACACUCAACGUUCUAUUUGUUGACAGUUGCGAAGCACUGGAAACAUUAUCAUCUCGUAGAAAUGAGUACCUCCCUAAGGCACUUACAUCCAUCUUUAUUUUAGGUUGUGAAGAGCUAAAGUCAAUUGCUGAGUCCUUUGAUAAUAGCACGUGUCUUCAAUAUAUUUGUGUAGUUGAUUGUAAAAAUCUUGAAUCCUUACCUUCAGGUCUACACCAUCUUCCUUGCCUUGAGUCUAUUAAAAUAGAUGGAUGUCCAAAAUUGUCGGUGAGAGAAGGCGUUCCCACCAGCCUUAGACAACUCUUAAUUAAUGAAUGUGAAGAUGGCAAGGGAAUGGGAAUGCUCGCCUCUCUAAAACGGUUGACCAUCUGGAACCUCCCACAACUUAAAUCUAUCUCAGACCUCACCGAUCUCACCUCUUUAAAACACUUGCGUAUCGGAGAACUCCCUCAGCUUGAACUAAUUCCAAAUCUGAAAUAUUGGAGCCUCACCUCUCUUGAAAUAUUGGAGAUCCAUGGUCUCCCACAGCUUGAAUCAAUCCCAGAUCUGAGCAACCUCACCUCUCUUCAACGGUUGCAGAUCGCUAGUCUCCCACAGCUUGAAUCAAUCCAAGAUCUGAGCAACCUCACCUCUCUUGAAGAUUUACAAAUUUCCAAGUGCCCAAGGAUCAAAUCAAUUCCAAGUCUCAGCGGCCUCACCUCUCUUCAAGAGUUGAAGAUCGCUGAUCUGCCACAGCUUGAAUCAAUCCAAGAUCUGAGCAACCUCACCUCUCUUGAAGAUUUACAAAUUUCCAAAUGCCCAAAACUCAGAUCCCUGCAAACCCUGCCAUCCUCACUUCAGUCUUUACAAAUUACAGAUUGUCCACUGCUUAUAAAACGAUGGAAAAGUGUUACGGGAAAAUAUUCCUCAAAGAUUGCUCAAAUUGCUAGAGUUGUAAUGGAUGGCAAAUUCAUCUACAAUUCAAAGGAGUACGAAGUUGAUGAUGAGAGCUUCUUUUUCUAAUUUUCCGAUAGCACAGAUACGCCUAAUUCCAUCAAAGCUGAUGAUCAACAAGAAUCUCUCAAUGGUGGUUCGUCCAGGACUGCUAUGCUUAGAUUCAAUGUUGCAGAAAUCAUCGGAAAGGCUUAAAAUGAUCCCAAAUCAUUUCUGUUCUGCACAUCUAAUUACACAUUUUCUACCUUACUCUUGGGUUUAUAUAUGGAGUCUGCCAAUUGAUGAGAGCAAAACCAAGUAAUGGAUUUCUAUAUAUCUUGCUGAAGCAGAGCAACUGGUAAAUUUUCACCUUAUGCAAGCAUGUGAUAAAUUCUUUCUGAAUUUCUGUUUCCUCUUAUGUAGACACUUAUUCUUUCAAUUUCUAAGAGGGUCAUACAGAUUAGAUGAUAUUAUUGUUUAAUUUGUAUGAGUUUAGAGAUUUAAUGCAAAUUUCAUAAUUUUGGCUUCUAUUUCUAUGCUUCUACAAUUAAGGGCAGGAACAUGUGGAGGCAAGUGUUGAGCUAUCUUCAUUCUCAAAUUGAACAAUUGAUUUAAAACUAGAUCUCCUUCCGUUUUAGAUUGUUUAAUUAGAACAAAAUUUUCAGUUGGCAACAAGAUUCUUGGAUUGGAGUUUUAUCAGUAAGAAGCAAGUAAAUAAUUGAAAGUGGUUCCUCUGUUCCAAAACUUCUCUACUUUGUCAUCUCAUGGAUUGUCUCAACUCUUGUGGUUCCAAGGUGCCACUGUCUCCAACUUAAUACAAGAACUGUUAGAACCUAAAUCCUGGCAUGUCUAAGUUUUCCAGAUCUGAACUUACUGGUGUGUCUGCUUGCUGAAAUUACAAUACUGAGAUUGUAUCUUCUAGCUGUUGCAACGGUUAAUCAAACAGCAUUUUUUCUGUUUGUGUGUAUGGUAUUUUUAUUGUUAUCUCAUUGUUUUCGUUUUGGGCAAAGAUAUAUUGUGAAAUCCAUCAUUGUUAAUCCAUGGUUUACUUUUUAUAGCUUAUUUAAGGAAUCAUUAUUUACUUUCUCUAUGCAAACAACACUAUGCAGGAUUCCCACACUUAAAUUAACAUUGCAGAAAUUGUUGGGGGGCUUAGAGUUUUCCUUCUCCAACUUCAUUCCACCAAAUGGUGAGAAAAAUUAAGAGAUGAACCUCUACAUAUUCUGCUAAAGCAGCACAACCAGUCAGUGUCCAUCAAAGAAGUGAAUACUGAAAGAAUUUCGAGAUGAAAUCCACACAACUUCAAGGGAGUUACGUGUGACCUUGGAUGAAAGACAUGAAUUAGAAGUUUAGCUUAUGACAUUUGUACAGUAGCUUUUUAGCAAUCAGUUCUAUGGUGAAUUACAUCUCACAAACUUUGGAGAUUAAGAGGUGUUUUGUUGAUAUAAUUUACUACAAAAGGCAUGCUAGAUCUGAUAAUUUCCUGUCCUUACCAAAUCAACUAAACAGUCUCUCAUCCCUUAGAAAAGGGAAGAUAGGGCAAAAAAUCUCUUGAAGCAAAUGGAUGAAAUUAAAAAAAAUUACAGCACUUCAGAAAUUUGUGAUUUGGUUGUAGGGUUUAAAAGUUAAGUAUACUAACAGCAACACGACUACAGAAAUGGAGAAGCAAUGAGGAGCUUUGAAGAACAAACCCCUAGGUCAUUGCUUCACAAAGUGGGCCUCAUCGUGUUGUCAUGGCAUUGUAAACUUAUUGUGAUGAUAAGAGGAAUAUGAAGCAGGCAGGGUAGCAAUGUAGGGAAAGAAAAUCUACUAAAGUAGCAUGUUGUCAGUUCCGAUAGUGGUGAUCUAGCCAUAUGGUCGGAAAAUUUCAGUUCACUAACACCAAACGGCUAGUGACCUGGAGAGAAUCUCAAGAAGGUUAAGGCCACAAACCACUAGAUCAUUGCUUCAUAGACUUGGGGCUUCAUCAUGUCACCAUGUCAAAAAAUGCAGUGGUAGGGUGUUACAGACCUGGAGUUCUGCCUUGAAGCUGCUCUUCACUGCUGCUGGAUUAGUGGUAUCAGGAUGUUUGUUGGAGAUUGUAAUGUGUUUGGGGAUGAAAUAGAUGCUGAAGAUGUGCUGCUGGGUUGGCUCUUCCUUGCUGCUGCAGUCUUGUUGCUAGAAUAAUACUGGAACAAGAAAUCUGGAAUUUAUGUAUGGAAUGAUAAAUGUACUCAAAUAUCAUAACAAUCUUUGUAAAUUUAUGCUAAUACUGAAAAGAUUUUCCAGAAUUACAAUAAAAGUUCUAUUGAUCUA
Molecule: messenger RNA, 6222 nt
Organism: Mangifera indica (mango)
Lineage: Eukaryota; Viridiplantae; Streptophyta; Magnoliopsida; Sapindales; Anacardiaceae
Product: putative disease resistance RPP13-like protein 1
Exons: 12
Coding region: 115-4017 (1300 amino acids)
Biological process (GO): defense response to other organism
Molecular function (GO): ADP binding
Source: RefSeq, a predicted model, not a curated record